AUGGCGAUGGAAACACAAACACAUCUCUUGGAAGUGUUGCAGACAGAGAUUGUAGCGAGAUUACCUUUAAGAACCAUCUUCAGAUUCAAAUCAGUGUGCAAGACAUGGAAAUCAACAAUAGAGUCUGCCUAUUUCCGCCGUCUCUUUUUAUCUCUGCACCAAAACUCCUCUUCUUCUUCUUCAUCGUGGUCCCUCUUGUACGGAUCAUUGGAACUCAUAGGGUUCCAUGGAUGCAAAACAUGGGAUCUUCCGAAGUCUCCAGCUUCACUCAUCCCAUCGUCUUUCAAACGCUAUCAUAUUGGUGAUUUUGACUAUGUGGUUUCUUCCGGUGGAUUGGUUUUGAUCGCAGACGGCUUUGAUAAAGCUUACUACUACGUGGGCAGUCCAGUCUUACAUCAAUGGGUCAAAAUCCCUCCACCCCCAUGUGAUCCAAGAGUCGGCUUCCCGGUUUUCGGUAACUGUGUACCCAUGGCUAUGAAUCCAUUUGAUGCCGCUACUGUCUAUCUAUGGAGUCAACGGGAUCAUCAUUUGGUAUCAUGUAACUUGCGGAAAGGAGAAGACUACAGAGUCCUGGAGGAUGCAUCUAAUGAUUGUUUCAUUGACCAGUCUGCUUGUAAGAAGAGUGUGGAUGAGUUGUGGCGUCCAAGAUCAUUAUUAGAUGGAGACGAAGACUUAGACUUCGAAGUUUGUAUCUGGUUAAUCCAAUUUGUGAUCCCACCGUGGAUGGAAUCGGUGCCUCGUCCUCCCCAAGCUGAGGUGAUAGAUACGAGGUCUCUUCUUUCUCACGCUGCCGCAACACAUGAGAGAAUGGUGACUGGUGAGGGAACAUGA
This is a messenger RNA of Eruca vesicaria subsp. sativa (arugula), 831 nucleotides long. The record is from the annotation of a GenBank genome assembly. Lineage: Eukaryota; Viridiplantae; Streptophyta; Magnoliopsida; Brassicales; Brassicaceae.